This is a messenger RNA of Adineta steineri, 897 nucleotides long. The record is from the annotation of a GenBank genome assembly. NCBI's taxonomy places the organism in Eukaryota, Metazoa, Rotifera, Eurotatoria, Adinetida, Adinetidae.
AUGUCACGACGUAAAACUAAAGGCCAAGUAGAAACAUUAGCUUGGAUAACUGAUGAUGAAGCUGAAUUUUGGACAAGUAUAACACCUUCGAAAAAUAAAAAUCCAUUAGAACCAAGUUCAAAUUUACCGCAAUCAAAAAAAUUUUCAUCUGAAACAAGUCUGCCUGAUGGUCAACAUUUUCAAUAUAAUCAUUUAAUAGAAAAACAAAAUGAAAAUUCGAAACAAACAAAUGAAAUAUUAAAUAACUCUCAAACUAAUGAUAUAUCUGUUAAAAAACAAACAGAAGAAGAAGAAAAGGAAGCAGCAGAACUUAAAAAACGUAAUGAUAUAUCAAAUUAUUAUGUAAAUCAAUUUAAAUCAACAAAUCAUUUAAAUGAAAAUGAUGAAAAACAAAUUGAUGAUAUAGAUAAAUCUGUAGAAAUAAAUCUAGAUGAAGAUGAACCAAUUGAUGAUAAUGAAGAAGAAUCAAUUCAUUCAGGAAAAAUUCCUUCUGAAAGUGAACAAAUACCAAAAACAAAUAAAACAUUUCUUGAAAGAUUAUUAAGUGAGAUAAUGGGUACACCAGAAAAUAAACUUAUUGAAGAAUUCGAUGGAAAAAUUCAAGAAGAAGAAUAUCAUCAAAUUGAGUCAAAUGAAAUUUUAGAAAAAAAUAAUAAAAUUAAUUCCGAUUUAGAAAAUAAAAAAACAACAGAAAAUAUUCAACAUAGUGAUGUUGUUGAUGAUCGACCAGUUAUGGAAAAAGUGCAAUCAUUUUUAACAGAAGUAACUGAAGAAACACAUGUUAUUGCAGGGGCACUUGAUCAAGAUACAUUUGUUAAUCGACGAAGUAGACAAGCAAAAUCUUCAAUACCAUUUGUUGAAGGAUAUCAAAGAUUUUCUCAUGAAAAUGCAACUUAA